AGCUCUGCCCUCGCCCGCCGGCUUCCCUUCACCUCGGCCUCGAUGCCAGGCCAGUUUGACCAGGCGGUUGUGCUCAACCAGCUGCGAUACUCGGGCAUGUUGGAGACGGUGAGGAUCCGCAAGGCCGGCUACGCCGUGCGGCAGCCUUUUCAGGACUUCUGCCAAAGGUACAAAGCGCUGAUGCGGAACCUGAUCCCGGCGGAGGACGUGCGCGGCAAGUGCGCCGCCCUGCUGCAGCUCUACGACGCCUCGCACAGCGACUGGCAGCUGGGCAAGACCAAGGUCUUCCUUCGAGAGUCCUUGGAGCAGAAACUGGAGAAGCGGCGAGAGGAGGAGGUGACUCGGGCGGCCAUGGUGAUCCGGGCACACAUCGUGGGCUACGUGGUGCGAAAGCAGUACCGGAAGGUCCUUUGCUGCGUGGUGGUCAUCCAGAAGAAUUUCAGGGCCUUCCUCCUGAGGAGGCGGUUCCUGCACCUGAGGAGGGCGGCCAUCAUUCUGCAGAAGCAGCUCCGAGGCCAGGUGGCGAGGAAGGCCUUCAGGCAGCUGCUGGCCGAGAAGCGGGAGCAGGAGGAGCGGAGGAAGCGCCAGGAGGAGGAGGAGAGAGAGCGAGAGAGAGCGCGCAGGGAAGCCGAGGUCCGAGCCCAGCAGGAGGAAGAGGCGCGGAAGCAGCGGGAGCUGGCCGCCUGGCAGCAGCGCCGGGAGCUGGAGAAGCAGAAGGAGAACAAGCAGGUGGAGGAGAUCCUGCGGCUGGAGAAGGAGAUCGAGGACCUGCAGCGCAUGAAGGAGCAGCAGGAGCUGUCGCUGACCGAGGCCUCCCUGCAGAAGCUGCAGCAGCUGCGUGACGAGGAGCUGCGGCGGCUGGAGGACGAGGCCUGCCGGGCCGCCCAGGAGUUCCUGGAAUCGCUCCACUUCGACGAGAUCGACGCGUGCGUGCGCGACAUCGAGCGCUCGCUCUCCGAGGGCGGUGGCGGCGAGCCGGGCGCGGGCGGCGACGGGCCCUGCUUCAACUUCAGCCAGCCGUACCCCGAGGAGGAGGUGGACGAGGGCUUCGAGGCAGACGACGACGCCUUCAAGGACUCCCCCAACCCCAGCGAGCACGGCCACUCGGACCAGAGGACCAGCGGCAUCCGGACCAGCGACGAGUCGUCCGAGGAGGACCCAUACAUGAACGACACCAUGGUCCCCGGCCGUCCUGCCCCGCAUGGCCCCGCCCCAUUGGCCCCACCCCCUGCGGACACUGUCAGCCUGCAGCCCUCUUCCAGCGAGGGCUCCACCUACUGCCUCCCCCAGACCCCCGGGGACCUGCCCUCCCCGGACAGGGACUGCCACUACGACCAGGAUGAUUACGAGGACGGCGCUGUCACUUCCAGCAGCAGCCAGUGGUCCCCAGACUACCGCUGCUCCGUGGGCACCUACACCAGUUCCGGGGCGUACCGCUUCAGCUCAGAAGGUGCCCAGUCCUCUUUUGAAGACAGUGAAGAGGACUUCGACUCUCGGUUUGACACAGAUGACGAGCUCUCCUACCGGCGGGACUCUGUGUACAGCUGCGUCACACUGCCUUACUUCCACAGCUUCCUGUACAUGAAAGGUGGCCUGAUGAACUCCUGGAAGCGCCGCUGGUGCGUCCUCAAGGACGAGACCUUCCUGUGGUUCCGCUCCAAGCAGGAGGCCCUCAAGCAAGGCUGGCUGCACAAGAAGGGCGGGGGCUCGUCCACGCUGUCCCGCAGGAACUGGAAGCGACGCUGGUUUGUGCUCCGUCAGUCCAAGCUGAUGUACUUUGAAAACGACAGCGAGGAGAAGCUCAAGGGCACCGUGGAAGUCCGGACGGCCACCGAGAUCGUGGACAACACCAGCAAAGAGAACGGCAUCGAUAUCAUCCUGGCUGACAGGACCUUCCACCUGAUCGCCGAGUCUCCGGAAGAUGCCAGCCAGUGGUUCAGUGUACUGAGCCAGGUCCACGCGUCCACGGACCAGGAGAUCCGCGAGAUGCAUGAUGAGCAGGCGAACCCACAGAAUGCCGUGGGCACGUUGGACGUGGGGCUGAUAGAUUCUGUGUGCGCCUCGGACAGUCCCGAUAGGCCCAACUCGUUUGUGAUCAUCACGGCCAACCGCGUGCUGCACUGUAAUGCCGACACGCCGGAGGAGAUGCACCACUGGAUCGCGCUGCUGCAGCGGUCCAAGGGAGACACCCGGGUAGAGGGCCAGGAGUUCAUCGUCAGAGGGUGGCUGCACAAAGAAGUGAACAACAGCCCCAAGAUGACUUCACUGCGACUGAAGAAGCGGUGGUUUGUGCUAACCCACAAUUCCUUGGAUUACUACAAGAGCUCGGAGAAGAAUGCCAUGAAAUUGGGCACCUUGGUCCUUAACAGCCUCUGCUCAGUCGUCCCACCAGAUGAGAAGAUAUUCAAAGAGACAGGCUACUGGAAUGUCACCGUGUAUGGGCGCAAGCACUGCUACCGACUCUACACCAAGCUGCUCAACGAGGCCACCCGGUGGUCAAGCGCCAUCCAAAAUGUGACGGAUACCAAGGCCCCGAUUGACACUCCCACCCAGCAGCUGAUCCAGGAUAUCAAGGAGAACUGCCUGAACGCAGACGUGGUGGAGCAGAUUUACAAGCGGAACCCCAUCCUGCGCUACACCCACCACCCGCUGCACUCGCCGCUACUGCCUCUGCCCUACGGGGACAUCAAUCUGAACCUGCUCAAAGACAAAGGCUACACGACGCUGCAGGAUGAGGCCAUCAAGGUCUUCCACUCCCUGCAGCAACUGGAAUCCAUGUCAGACCCCGUUCCCAUCAUCCAGGGCAUCCUCCAGACGGGGCAUGACCUCCGCCCACUGCGAGACGAGCUCUACUGCCAGCUCAUCAAGCAGACCAACAAGGUGCCCCAGCCGGGCAGCGUGGGCAACCUGUACAACUGGCAGAUUCUGACCUGCCUGAGCUGCACACUCCUGCCCAGCCGGGGGAUCCUCAAGUACCUCAAGUUCCACCUUAAGAGGAUCCGGGAGCAGUUCCUGGGAACUGAGAUGGAAAAGUACGCCCUCUUCAUUUACGAAUCUCUCAAGAAAACUAAAUGCAGAGAGUUUGUGCCUUCCCGGGAUGAGAUCGAAGCUCUGAUCCAGAGGCAGGAAAUGACCUCCACAGUGUACUGCCACGGCGGCGGCUCCUGCAAGAUCACCAUCAACUCCCACACCACGGCUGGGGAGGUGGUGGAGAAGCUGAUCAGAGGGCUCGCCAUGGAGGACAGCAGGAACAUGUUUGCCUUGUUUGAGAACAACGGGCACCAUGACAAAGCCAUCGAGAGCCGGACCAUCGUGGCUGACGUGUUAGCAAAGUUUGAAAAGCUGGCCGCCACGUCGGACGCGGGGGACGCCCCAUGGAGAUUCUACUUCAAACUGUACUGUUUCUUGGACACGGAUCACGUGCCAAAGGACAGCGUGGAGUUCGCGUUCAUGUUUGAACAGGCCCACGAGGCGGUGAUCCACGGCCACUACCCGGCCCCAGAGGAGAACCUGCAGGUGCUGGCCGCCCUGCGCCUCCAAUACCUGCAGGGGGACCACGGCCCGCAAGCCCCCACCCCCGCCUUGGAGGAGCUUUACCCACUGCAGCGGCUGCGGGCCCGCAUCAGCCAGUCCACCAAGGGCUUCACGCCGGCGGGCGGCGAGCGGCUGGAGAAGCGGCGGGCCAGCUUCCUGGAGGGGACCCUGCGGCGCAGCUUCCGCCCGGCUGUGGCACAGCGGCAAAGGGCGGAGGAGGAGCAGAUGGUGGACAUGUGGGUGAAAGAGGAGGUGUCCUCCACUCGGGCCAGCAUCCUCGACAAGUGGAAGAAACUCCAGGGCCUGAGCCAGGAGCAGGCCAUGGCCAAGUACAUGGCGGUCAUCAAGGAGUGGCCCGGCUACGGCUCCACACUCUUUGACGUGGAGUGCAAGGAAGGCGGCUUCCCCCAGGAGCUGUGGCUGGGCGUCAGCGCGGACGCGGUCUCCGUGUACAAGCGGGGGGAGGGGAGGCCCCUGGAAGUCUUCCAGUACGAGCACAUCCUCUCCUUUGGGGCCCCACUGGCCAAUACCUACAAGAUCGUCGUGGACGAGCGCGAGCUGCUCUUUGAAACCAGCGAGGUGGUGGACGUGGCCAAGCUCAUGAAGGCCUACAUCAGCAUGAUCGUGAAGAAGCGCUACAGCACGGCGCGCUCCGUCAGCAGCCAGGACAGCGCCAGGUGAAGCGGCGGGCGGCCCCACCAAGCCGCCGUCCAUCUGCCCAACCGACUGAGCACACGGCACGGCCGCCGGACUCUGCGGAGUCCCGAGCGGCUCCCGGCCCCGCCACCCUCGGCGAGCCACCCUCCUCACAGUCUGCACAAUUUCCAAAGCUUUAGUACUCUUCGAGGGGCCGUGCCUUAAAAAAAGAACGAGGAAACAUGAACCCCACGCUGCCGCCAAAGCAGCCCGAAGUGCCUUAACCCGGGGAACGCCACUCACGGGCCUUCCACUGAUGCUAUUGCAGGGCAGGAGCGAGCUGGGAAGGGGCGUGUCCGCCUCCUUACGCACAGCCCUCCCAGCCUGGCCACCUUGGCUGAGGGCUGGGGGGAGAGGGAGUCGUGGGGGUCGGAGAGGAGCCGGAGUGCUGCAGGCAGCCUUCCUGGACGCAUGUUCACUUUGUUCUUGCAUUUCCCAUGGCUCGGUGCCCGCCUGUGUGCACGCAUGCCAUAAGCGCGCCCCCAUGACCCCAUCUCCCGCACAGUCAAAGCAGGGGUGGGCUGCGUGGUCUAAUGCUUCCGAGCCCCAGCGCAGCAGGCCGCCCUCUGACGCGGGAGUCUUCUCUGCUUCCAACGGCACCUUUGGACAACGGUGUCUGCUGUCUUCUAAGCCCGCUGCACCUACCGGCCUCACCACCACGGCCGCCUGCAGCAUCACAGAGUCACGAUGGAGGCCGCCUUCUCAAGGAGCGGAGUCAAAUGCCAGUACCUGGGUCUACUGGCAGCUUAGAGCUGGGCCAUCUCACUGUAUCGAUUACAAGAGGGCCAGGUGAACGGUGGUCGGAAGACGCUGCGCUCCUUGUGGGAGCAAGCCUUUCAAGGACCCCGGCAUGAAUCGGUGAGCCCUGAGUAGACACAGCUUUUAGCUCGAGGUCGCACGGGUGGUCUGAACAAAGUGCCCCGUGCCACGCCCAUGACCAGGAGAGAAACCUGCCGGUCUUAGGCAUCUAUUUUUAUAUGGAGAAAGCAAUCGUAAAGGUUCAGCCAACCAAGUCUCACCACAGGGAAACAAAAUUCUGCCUUAGCCCUUUUGGACAAGUGCGCAAAAUCAUGUUUGUUGGCUCAAAAGAAAAUCUAGCAAUAAACAAUAUUAACUAA
Echinops telfairi (small Madagascar hedgehog) is the source of this 5348-nucleotide messenger RNA. It is a transcript of the gene MYO10, whose product is annotated as myosin X. Gene Ontology annotation, molecular function: protein binding; ATP binding; cytoskeletal motor activity. The record is from RefSeq and is a predicted model, not a curated record. Bases 43 to 4215 code for a protein of 1390 amino acids. The transcript has 23 exons. Gene Ontology annotation, cellular component: cytoskeleton; myosin complex. NCBI's taxonomy places the organism in Eukaryota, Metazoa, Chordata, Mammalia, Afrosoricida, Tenrecidae. Gene Ontology annotation, biological process: signal transduction.